Molecule: messenger RNA, 3150 nt
Organism: Gavialis gangeticus (Gharial)
Lineage: Eukaryota; Metazoa; Chordata; Crocodylia; Gavialidae
Gene: MAN2B2
Product: mannosidase alpha class 2B member 2
Exons: 19
Biological process (GO): mannose metabolic process
Cellular component (GO): lysosome
Molecular function (GO): carbohydrate binding; alpha-mannosidase activity
Source: RefSeq, a predicted model, not a curated record
AGCGCGGUGCUGCUGAGCGCGGCGCUGCGGGCCGCCUGCACGCCCGAACUCAAGGCUUUUGUGGUGGCCCACAGCCACAUGGACGUUGGCUGGGUUUACACGGUUCAGGAAAGCAUGCAUGCCUAUGCUGCCAAUGUAUAUACUUCUGUUGUAGAAGAACUAAUGAAAGAAAAUCAUCGCAAAUUUAUUGCAGUAGAACAGGAGUUUUUUCGCCUUUGGUGGGACACAGUAGCCACAGAUGUACAGAAGCAUCAGGUAUAUCAGUUACUUCAAGAAGGGCGACUAGAAUUCGUAAUUGGAGGUCAGGUGAUGCAUGAUGAAGCUGUGACACACAUUGAUGACCAAAUUUUACAGUUAACAGAGGGUCAUGGAUUUUUAUAUGAAACCUUUGGAAUAAGGCCUCAAUUUUCAUGGCAUGUAGAUCCCUUUGGAGCUUCUGCUACUACACCAACUGUUUUUGCUCUUGCUGGUUUUAACACCCACGUCAUCUCCCGCAUAGACUAUGAUCUGAAGGACAAAAUGCAGAAAUCCAAGAAGCUUCAGUUUGUGUGGAGAAGUUCUCCCUCCUUAUCUGAAAAUCAGGAGAUCUUCACUCAUGUUAUGGAUGAGUUCAGCUAUUGUACCCCAUCACAACUGCCCUUUUCAAACAGAUCGGGAUUUUAUUGGAAUGGAAUUGCAGUGUUCCCAGAUCCACCAAAAGAUGGUGUUUAUCCAAACAUGAGUCUUCCUGUUACUGAUACCAGCAUUCACCUUUAUGCACAGACCAUGGUGGCAAACAUUAAGAACAGGGCAGCAUGGUUCCGAACUAGUGAUGUCCUGUGGCCAUGGGGCUGUGACAAACAAUUCUUUAAUGCAUCAGUUCAAUACACCAACAUGGAUCCAUUACUAGAUUAUAUUAAUAAGCAUGCUGAUGAAUUUGGAGUGACUGUCCAGUAUGCCACUGUUAAUGAUUACUUCCAGGCAGUGCAUAGCAGAAACCUCACAUGGGACAUUCGGAAUGAUCAAGACUUUCUUCCAUAUUCAACAGAACCGUUUCAAGCAUGGACGGGGUUUUAUACUUCCCGCAGCACGCUGAAGGGAAUUGCACGGAGAGCAAGUUCACUUCUCAAUGCUGGAGAGUCAUUUUUCACACAAUAUGUUCAGACGUACUCAGCAGGCUCUGUUUGCAAAUUUUGGGCCUUAGAGCAGCUUCGCAGUCUCAGAUGGGCCGUCUCGGAGGUUCAACACCAUGAUGGCAUAACAGGCACAGAAUCCCCCAAGGUGAAAGAUAUGUAUGUGAAUAACUUGAUGAAUGGAAUGAUUAAUGUAAAGAAGCUUCUGGCUUCCAUAAUCUUUGACAUGCACAGUGCUGAGAAGAAUGGAAAACUCUAUUCUUACGUUGCCGGUAAAGAUGCAGGAAAACAAGGUACAAGAAACAUUGAACAAUAUAUUUUUGUCUAUAAUCCACUGGCAUGGAACAUCACUACUUUUGUCACUAUUCCUGUGAGCUGCUCCACAGUUAGUGUGUAUAAUGACCUGGGACAUUCUGUACCAGCACAGAUCCAUAACUCCACAGAAGCCCAUUCUACCUAUGAUCUGUAUAUUCUUGUUACGAUAAGUGGACUGAGCUACCAAAGAUACCGUGUUAAAAUCUCAGCUGACAACGGAUUAGCAUUUGUUGCAAAAUCAAUUAAGUAUAGACCAAAAGUAAUAAACUAUGUUCAACACCGAAGUAAACAGCUGCUUCCUGUACUUAAUAACUGCUAUCAGGUGAUGUGGGACCAAGAUACUAACCUAAUGCACAGCAUUACAGACAGGGAGACUAACCAGACUAUCCAGGUAACCCAGGAGUUCCUUGAAUAUCAUGUGAAUGGAGAUGUGAAGAAGGGACCUAUUUCAGACAACUACAUGUUUAGCACAAAUGGAUCAGCUGUUCAAGUAUCAAAAACAGUGGGACUAGAAGUUGUUUCAGGAAACCUAGUGACAGAAAUAAGGCAAUAUUUUUACAGCAAUAUCACUGCUCAGGAUUACAGAUAUGCAAUAUAUACCAGGCUGUACCAUGUACCAGAAGGCUAUGAUGGAAAGCUGCUUUGCCAUAGGAUAGAGCAAGAACACAGAGUUGGGUCUUUGGAACUAAAUCGUGAGGCAAUCCUACGGACAAGCACAAACUUAAACACUAAGCAGAUGCUUUAUACUGAUGACAAUGGGUAUCAGAUCCAGAAGAGACGAUACAAGACCUACACGAAUAAUACUGUGGCACGGAACUAUUAUCCCCUGGUCCAGACAGCCUACAUCGAGGAUGGCUACACAAGACUGGCGCUGCUUGCAGAAAGAGCACAUGGUGUCUCAAGUCAGAAAAAUGGGCAAGUGGAGGUGAUGCUUCAUAGGAGACUAUGGAACAACUUUGAGUGGGAUCUGAAUUACAAUCUCACCUUGAAUGACACCUCAGUGGUGCAUCCAGUGUUUUGGCUCAUUUUAGGAGCUAAGGAUGUUACCAAUGUUCUCUCUCAUACAGGCGCACUGGCUUUAGAGCACAGACCAGUUGUUAUGUUUGGAAACUUAAUGGGUGAACCAAAGCUGCAUAGACAACCUUCUCCUGUCCAGAAUGAUCCUGUGGUCCUCCCACCUAACCUUCACCUCCAAACUCUAAGCAUUCCUGGUUGGACAUACAGCUCCAACCACACUGAGCAGCUCCAGAAUAUUCACAAGGGCAAUCAAAAGCAAGAGGCUGCAGAUUUCAGUCGUGUCCUUCUGAGAAUCAGGCAUCUAUAUGAAGUAGGAGAGGAUCCAAUGCUGUCUCAGCCUGCAACAGUGAAUCUGAAGGCUCUGCUGAAGGGAUUGGGAACCAUAGUACUGGUAGAGGAACGGUCGCUUACAGGAACCUGGGAUAUCAAUGCUUUGAAUCGAUGGAGGUGGAAAACGGCACAGCAUCUAAGCCAAGGAUUCUUCAAUACCAAGACUGCAGAAAAUGUUACUGUAACUAUACACCCAAAGGAAAUCAGGACCUUUUUUGUAUACUUUAAAGAUCACUGAAAACUUGUUGCAUGCUCCUGUCCCACCUAAUAAUUUGCUAUGAUUUUUUUUAAAGAUCUGAAGUGACAAUUUUGAGAUCUUCUCCCCUGGUGCCACAAACAGAAGGAAUAAUUAUUGUGUAAUAAACUGUAAAACGUU